Molecule: messenger RNA, 474 nt
Organism: Penicillium mononematosum
Lineage: Eukaryota; Fungi; Ascomycota; Eurotiomycetes; Eurotiales; Aspergillaceae
Exons: 1
Coding region: 1-474 (157 amino acids)
Source: RefSeq, a predicted model, not a curated record
AUGGGAGAAAACGGGGGUGAGAGUCCUGUCAGGUCUAAUACACCGACCAAUCCUCCAUUGUACGGAGUGGGCGCACCAGCCGACAGGGACUGGGACGCCGUGGAAGACGCUAUUGGGGACCAGGGCGACGGUCUUCCCGCGGUAGGCAGUUUUGUACUCUACAAGCUGUUUCCUCCCUUGAAACACAAAGAACACUUCGACAUCUGGUUUCAAAUAGUGACCUUGAUCCUCGAGAGCCACGGUCUCCACCGGUUAAUCGACAAAUCAAUUGAGAGGCCAAUGCGAAACUCACAAAAUGCGGAGACCUGGAAGGAACUGUCACUGCAGGUACGAGAAUGGCUUCGUCGCAGUAUAGACCGGAAGGUUGUUCAAGAGAUCACCACGACUGGUCGGCGCACGAAGUGGGCAGACGAUUUCAUGCACGAAUGCAAAUUGCAUAUGCACGGAGAGGGUCAUGGAGCCCUACAACAUUAG